Messenger RNA from Aspergillus nidulans FGSC A4, 807 nucleotides. Its product is annotated as GIG1 family protein. The coding region runs from base 34 to 660 and encodes 208 amino acids. Lineage: Eukaryota; Fungi; Ascomycota; Eurotiomycetes; Eurotiales; Aspergillaceae. The record is from RefSeq and is a predicted model, not a curated record. The transcript is spliced from 2 exons.
UAUUUUCCGAAAGUCUAGUUCCCCUCAUCCACUAUGACCGUGCCAGUGGAGGAAGAGCCCGCCUUCAAUCUCACAGACGUAGAUCGGGCCGUCCUCGCUCAAACAGACGAGGAAUUCGCAUACCAUGGCUGGGAGGAGCUCAAAGAUAUCAUUGCACGAGGCGAUCUCGGUAUCCUCAAGCGGAAACCCUCCGAUCUGGUCCGAUAUCUGGCCUGGUCCAAAGAAACCAAGGCCAAAUAUGGCACAAUCAUCAACUAUAUCUGCCAGCGGCGGCUAGGGUGGCAGUUGCCGACGGAAGGGCCCAGCUUCAACAACCCGAUCCCCUUUGCCGACCCCGCAGACUACAAGAUUCUCCGCAACGACUGGCCCUACGGGCUAGCUAAGGGGAUCGCGCAUUUGGUCGUGUGGUCGCGGACGCCGAUCCCCGUGCAAGAUGCAGACGGGGUCAUUACGGCGGAGAGCCAUGCGCUGAUUGAGAAUUUCGUGCAGCGAAUGUUUGUAGACAGGCUGGCAAAGGAGGAUGGAGUAAAAGAUCCGCAAGAUCGGGUUCUGUGGUUUAAGAAUUACACCGCCUUGCAGAGCGUGAGGGGAUUGGAGCAUGUUCAUAUUCUUCUUAGAGAUGUUCCUGAUCGGUUGAUAUAUGAGUGGACGGGUGAAUGAUGGUAUACUUAAGAGUACUAAGACUAGACAGACAUGAUACAAAAUCAAAGGCCUCAGACGUGCUAGAUUGGGAAUCCUGAAAACUGGUAAAGUACAGAGAUAAUGAGCAUAAAUGAUAGAAACAUGGUAAGCCCCGUGACUUCCCCU